Prorocentrum cordatum is the source of this 1662-nucleotide messenger RNA. The record is from the annotation of a GenBank genome assembly. NCBI's taxonomy places the organism in Eukaryota, Dinophyceae, Prorocentrales, Prorocentraceae.
CGGGGAGGAGGGGGCCUGUGGAACUCUGCAACCCAUCCCAUCCGGGGCAUGGGGGCCUGUGAGCCCUCGACCAGGGAUCAUGCAUGUUGUUGGCCCCCCCAGUGCCCCGGGACAUCGGUUCUCCAGGCGGUGGAUGUGCACAAAUUCUGGCCUCGGAGAUAACGAGCUCCAUCGGCGCCGAUGUGGCGGUGUUUUGGGUGAACGAUUUGGGCGAGGAGAGCCCUACCGACGUCAUAAUCAGUCCUGCCGAGGACGGCUUGAUCAGCACGUUCACUGGGCACGCGUUUCGGAUACGCACGGACGACAGUGCCAAGACGCUGGUGGCGGAGCUCGAGGUCUCGGAGACGACGGCAAGAGCGAACGUGGCGCCCUGCGGCGUCGUCCCGCCUGUCCAGGCUAAUCGGCGAGACGCCCGCAAGAGCGAGCUGGAUGGAUUGGUGCACGACCAGUUUGCACCGUGCGACCCCCCUGGCAAGUCGGGCCUGUGGUCGUGUGUCCGCAAGAUCCCCAAGGAGGAGUACUCCCAGCGGCUGGCCGAUCCGCCACCCGAGUACGGCUUCGCGAACAAGGAGGAGGCGGGCGGGCGGAAGGUGCACGAGCAGUGGGACUACGGCUACACGGGGCAUAUAAGGCAGGUGCCGCGCGUGGCCAAUACGUCGGGUUUCCUCAAGAUGUCGUUCACCAGUAAGCUGAAAGAUAUCCUGAUGCCUUUCUGGAAGGAUUAUGGGAUUGGUGGGGUGAAGGAUUCAGUGGCGCCCCACGGGGUUAUCGCAGGGGGCUACACGAACAGCCACACAAUCCCAAUGUCGAAGUUAGACCUGGACAAACACCGCGACAUCCAGCGAAAAGUCCACAUGGAGUUGAAGGAUUACCUGGAGUGGUGGACGGGCAGGCCGCUCACCCACACCUCCACGUUCGGGAUCCGCAUUUAUCACCGCGGGUCUAUGCUCAUAGACCACGUGGACCGCGCGGACACACACCUGGCCAGCGCAGUCAUACAGGUCGGCCAGGAUGUCGACGAGGAUGGCGGAUGGCCGCUGGAGGUCAUCGACGAGGAAGGCAACUGCUUUGAGGUGUACCUGCAGCCUGGGGAGCUAGUCCUGUACGAAGGUGGCCGCUUUCGACACGGGCGGCCCAUGCGGUUCAAGGGGAACCACUUCGCCAACAUCUUCAGCCACUUCGCGCCCCUCGAGUGGAAGGGUCCUGGCAAGAGCCCCAAGUUUGACGGCCACCUCGACGAGCAUGGGUGGUUGCUGUCAGACGAGGACGAAGUGCAGCGGCAUCUCGAGAUCUGAGCAGGGCCCCCAACCGUUGCCAGGCGGUUUCCGGGCUAGCGGCAAGGCUUCGGCGCAUCUCGGCCUCCACGACCAUACCAUACGUCGACGAGCAUGAGCGGGUAGGAUGAGAGGCGCUUCGCAUUCCUCCUCCUUCCCGUGCUCCUUCUGCUUCACUGCCCUCAGUGCCUGUAGUGCCACUAGAAGCAUGGCUCAACCACGUUCGGAUUUCUACAUACGACAAAGCUCUUCUGGUGACCACCAUGGUCGCUGAGCUGCGACGCUGGCCGAUUACCCAUAAAUGUGGAAACACUGCGUCGCAGCCUGCAAUUCUGACGUGCAGGCCAGCACUCCUCCUCCUUCUCCUCCUCCUCCUCCUCCUCCUCCC